Messenger RNA from Salvelinus sp. IW2-2015, 378 nucleotides. Its product is annotated as cotranscriptional regulator ARB2A homolog. Gene Ontology annotation, molecular function: siRNA binding. Lineage: Eukaryota; Metazoa; Chordata; Actinopteri; Salmoniformes; Salmonidae. The record is from RefSeq and is a predicted model, not a curated record. Gene Ontology annotation, biological process: regulatory ncRNA-mediated heterochromatin formation. Gene Ontology annotation, cellular component: nucleus.
GAGGGUUAUGGUGUGAUGGUGCUCAACCCCAAUGAGAACCACCUGGAGGUGGAGAGGCCGGCCAAUCCCACGCCCCUGCCCUCCCCCGAGGUCUCGGACGAACCCGCCAAGAAGAGAGAGCGCAAGGACGACCGGGAAGGCAAGAAGAAGAGGGACUUCUAUGAGAAGUACCGCAACCCGCAGAAGGAGGGAGAGACUGAACAGAUCCCCAUACGGGAAAACGGCUCCCCCGAGGAACACUUGCUGUACGUGUGGGACCACUUUGUGUCCAACGCCGCCGCCAGAAAUGUCUUCAUCGUGGCGCACAGCUACGGAGGCUUGUCAUUGGUGGAGCUGCCAACCACCUCUGGGACAGUCAGCCAGUGUGAUACAGUGUGA